UAAAAUCGUUUUAAGGAUGGGGUGGGCGGAGGAGGUAGAUGUCCUUUGGGAAACGUCUUAGCCAUGGAAAGCGCUUCGGAAGCGCGUUCACGUGAAGGUUGCUUCAGGUACAAUGGAGUUUUGUUAAUGCAGCAUAAUCCGUGAUUGACGAUUUGUCAAACGUUGCAAUCGGUCCGUGAGAAUCUUUGGAAAUGUUGAGCUGGUUCAGGGACGCUGCAAAGCGGGAGCGUGGCACUGGCCACGUGCAGGAACGACUGGAAAAUGACAGCGUCUCGCGGAACCUCGACUGCUCCGAGGGAGAGCCCGUUACGAGCACGCGCACCAGGUUCGAGGAAGAGAAGCAAACGCGAGAUCGGGACUGUUCAAAGAUCGAUGCGAACUGGCUCGACUUUGGCUUUGACUCAGUCUCCUUGCUCCACCGGCGAGACAAGGGGAAUGGCACGCGAGACGGUAACCGAGCGGGCGGCAGAAAGCGAGUUUCUCUGGCGGAGACUUGCUCCCGGGUUCCAGAAGUGAGAGGCAUGGAUAACGAACCCGACAGCGAUGACACCGGGGCUCGCGGCGCGUUGGGCACAAGGCGCAGGUCGGGGAAAGUGGCUACGGAGCUCGGGCAAGGUGACGGUGCAGGCGGCCCGCAGCGGCUGGCUGUGGAGCGCGAGCGCGCGAGCGAGAUCCAACGGCCGCCCGUGGAAUGUGAGGGCGCGAGCGGGCUGGCGGUGGGAGGCGCGACGAACGAUUGUGCGGUCCGGCGCGUGCAAGCCGGUGACAGUUGGCACCGCCUGGAACUGCGCUGGGAUCAUGGCAACCCUGCGAGCGCGCCGUUGGCAGGCUGGGACGCCGGGGAGCCACUGCGCAAACGCCCGUGUUCCCAACAAGUAAAUAAACAAGCGGACAUGUCGCUUUACACGUACAACACGAACCCUCCACAUGCCAGCACGGUCCACAAUCCUCCAGUUGUGCAACCCCAAAUAGCAACACUACGCGGAAAUUCUUUGGAUCCACUGAACGUAUCUUUCUCCAAAAGUUCGGGUAGUUUAGAAAUCAACAAGAAAGUGCGGAAACAAGAUACAAGUAGUGAGGAUGAACUACCAAAGUGCUCGAAGGCAGUUUCUAAUAACAAAGAGGAUCAAUGUCAAGUAAAAUGCGAAUCGUGGAUAACACCUGACACCUUGAAUAAACAUCUUUGUACCAAAACCACAAGUAGUAAGAGAAUGAAUCUGUCAAAGUUAGUGUUAGAUCACAUAGCACCUUGCAUGAAUCAAUACGGGUUGUGUUUUGUCGAUAACUUUUUGGGGCACAAAAUUGGCGACAAAAUUUUGCAAGAAGUUGUAACUCUCUAUCAGAGUGGCAGUUUUGAGGAUGGAACGCUGGCAGGGCAGAGUACCACUUCAGAUAAAGAAGUAACUGCACCUUCUGGCACUUCCAAUAAAACUAUUCGUGGAGACAAAAUAAUGUGGGUACAGGGUACUGAGCCUGGCUGUGCAUCUAUAGGGCUUCUGAUGCAAAGAAUGGAUAAACUUAUAUUACAUGCGGAUGGGAAACUUGGGCACUACAGAAUCAGAGGAAGGCACAAGGCAAUGGUAGCCUGCUACCCAGGGAAUGGAACAGGGUAUGUCCGGCAUGUUGACAAUCCAACUGGUGAUGGUCGUUGUGUGACAUGUAUUUAUUACCUGAAUAAAAACUGGGAUGCAAAGGUUGAUGGUGGUAUUCUUCGAAUAUUUCCAGAAGGAAAAUCAUAUGUAGUUGAUGUUGAGCCAAUGUUUGAUAGAUUAUUGUUAUUCUGGUCUGAUCGAAGAAAUCCACACGAAGUACAACCAGCAUAUUCUGUCAGAUAUGCUAUCACGGUAUGGUACUUUGAUGCAGAGGAGAGAGCUGAAGCCAGAACUAGGUACCGUAAUCGCACAGCUUCUGGAGAAGCAACAAGCUUUUCGUCAUGACUGUAACAGUGGUGAAACUUGACUGAUGAGCUAAGCCUCUGAACAGUGGGAAGUAUAAUUCCAUGGGAAUUCCUGACGUAACUUGAACAUGUGAGCUACAAAAUUACUGAAUUUGCACCUGGAUGCCAUCGUGUAUGCUGGUCAACAAUUUGGCAAUUCAGUAGUGGCAAUAAACAAGUUGUACUGGAAGGUUUCUUUGAAAACUAUAAAAGUUAUAUUGCCAGAUAAUAAAAUGGUUCCUCCUGUAAGGACUCAGAAAUGAUUUUAUACAAUAUGGUUGUGUGCAGUUUUUGUUUUCUCUCCUCUUACUGCAACAUUAUUAAAUGACUGUUAUUGACCUUUUGGCGGUUCUGGUUCCAUGUAACUAUUCUUUACUUUAAACAGUUGGUCUUGUUUUCAGUUAUCCUGUGUUGCUUCAUGAUAGACAAAAUAUGAAUCUUUCCUUUUUUUAUAAAAGCUGCUUUAUAGCAUAUUUGGCACCAUUAAUUUUUAACAGUUGACCAAGAAGUUCUCAAUUCAUUACUGCCUAGGAUGUCAUGUGGCUGGGAGCUACAUAAAUCUGCAUGCUAAAUGAAUUUUAUGCCUGUUGACAUAAAAUUUGCAUUGUAACAGGCAGUUUGGCUGAAGUAGUCUUUGCUGGUAUUUAUACUUGAACACUGAAAAAAAGUGUGCUUAUUCUACAAAAUGUAUACAAUUAUUUAUAUUUUUCAAAGUAUUUACUAGCCAAAACUGAGAAAUAUUGAGGAAUGUAGGACGCUGAUCUCCAGGCUGGGAGUUUUUUUUUAAAGAAUGAAUAUAUCUUUCACUAUAUAAACCAGAGAUUGUUAAACAUUUCAUUGGAGAAGUAAAGAUUUUUGAAAAAUAUGAGUCAUUAUUUUUUGAUAUGAAGUACUAAUGGUCACAAGGUUCUAGAAACAUGAGAUACGGUAUGGUAUGUUUAACCUUUAGAACUGUUUUUCUUAUUCUCCAUUAACGCUUCAAAGUUAUUCAUCUGCAUUGUUUCAGGCAAAAAAAAGUCUUUUGUCCUCAAUUAUUUGUGAAACAACCUUCAUUACUGAACACAGAUAAGUGGAAAUUUAAAGCUGAAAGUACUUACAGAAGAUACAAAACUCUAACAGUUAUGCUCCUGAGAUGCUGCUUGGCCUGCUGUGUUCAUCCAGCCUCACAUUUUAUUAUCUAACAGUUAGUUGUUUUACAAGUACAAUGAUCCGUAACCAAAGACUUGAGUAACAGGCUACUUGUUUGCACAGUGAAUUGCUGAUAAUAUGGUUAUUAUGUUGGCCAUUGCCCCGAAUGCUGGUAUUUACCAGUGACAGAGGGUGCCCAUGUCACCUGGUGAAGCUUUCAGAUAAAACAUGGCAAGCCAGCUGUGCUCUUGAGAGGGUGGAGGUUCCUGUUCAAUCAUACUGUGUCUAACCAAAGCUCCCUACAGCAUUGCUAUCCGGUCCCUGCAUAUUCCUUUUCCACUCUGAGCAACAUAUCACAGCCUCACAACAUUGUUUCCAGACCAAAGCUGCCCACUUCCUUUGGUGCUGUAAGGAAGGAUCACUGAUGUUAGAGCAUAGAUCACUACUUUCAGUGGUGCUGAAGAGCAACCAGAUAUUUAACUGGCUGUCAGUGCCCAUGGCAAGACAUGGUGGACAAAGUGAGGACCUAAUGGGUACUAAAUCUGGUUAAGGUUUCCUGGUGAUAUAGAAGCAGGACCACAGACUC
Messenger RNA from Stegostoma tigrinum, 3650 nucleotides. RefSeq names its product egl-9 family hypoxia-inducible factor 3 (gene egln3). Gene Ontology annotation, biological process: peptidyl-proline hydroxylation to 4-hydroxy-L-proline; cellular response to hypoxia. Gene Ontology annotation, molecular function: ferrous iron binding; L-ascorbic acid binding; peptidyl-proline 4-dioxygenase activity. NCBI's taxonomy places the organism in Eukaryota, Metazoa, Chordata, Chondrichthyes, Orectolobiformes, Stegostomatidae. Bases 192 to 1937 code for a protein of 581 amino acids. The transcript is spliced from 6 exons. Gene Ontology annotation, cellular component: nucleus; cytoplasm. The record is from RefSeq and is a predicted model, not a curated record.